Lutra lutra (Eurasian river otter) is the source of this 1549-nucleotide messenger RNA. RefSeq names its product transmembrane protein 219 (gene TMEM219). The record is from RefSeq and is a predicted model, not a curated record. NCBI's taxonomy places the organism in Eukaryota, Metazoa, Chordata, Mammalia, Carnivora, Mustelidae. The transcript has 5 exons. Bases 359 to 1177 code for a protein of 272 amino acids.
GGAUACAGACAGAACCGUUUUUGCUCCCCAGUAAAGUUCUUUUCAUCAGACACUUCCUUUGGGCUGUUGGAUGGAACAGUUCCUCAGCCAAACCUUAUCCCCACAACAGCUGCUUCCCGAAUUUCUCCCCUUGAGAAUUCUCCUUUUGGGUUCCUCUUUCCAACACAGCGUGCUCUGCUUUGCUUCUGCCUUGAUUACUUCAGAAAUCAGAUACAGCAAACAUUUAUUAAGUGAUGCAGAGGGGUGAACACUUGGAGUUGAGAGCCCUAGACUCUUGUCCUGGCUCUGCCACUAACUGGCGGUGUGGCCUUGGGCAAGCACCUUGUCUUUUCAGUGCUUUAGUUUCCCUUUGAAUAAAAUGGGUAAGUGCCUUCUGACUGGUAGGCUCUUGUCCAGUUCUCCCCUCCUAUCCUCCAGCAGGCUCUCCGUGGAGGCCCGGACCCUUCUCCUCCCCAUGGGCAGCUGCCAGGCAGGGCACAACCUGCAUCUCUGUCUGGCCCACCACCCACCUCUGGUCUGUGCCACUUUGAUCCUGCUGCUUCUUGGCCUGUCAGGCCUGGGCCUUGGUGGCUUCCUCCUCACCCACAGCACUGGCUUGCGCAGCCCUGACAUCCCUCAGGACUGGGUCUCUUUCUUGAGAUCUUUUGGCCAGCUGACCCUGUGUCCCGUGAAUGGGACAGUCACGGGGAAGUGGCAUGGGCCUCAGGUCGUGGGCUUACUGACCACCUUGAACUUUGGAGAUGGUCCAGACAGGAACAAGACACAGACAUUCCAAACUAUGGUCCGGGGUAGUCACAUGGGAUUGAAAGGAUCUUCUGCGGAAGAGCGGGUCCUCAUUACUGCCAGAGUGACCACAGAAAGGACCCCAGGAACAUGCCUGUAUUUUAGUGCUGCUUCAGAAAUCCUGCCCUCCAGCCAGCCACCCCUCUCCUGCUCAGAGGAAGGAACAGGAAAUGCCACCUUGAGUCUUAGGACGAGUGAGGAGUGUGUCAGCGUCUGGAGCCACGAAGGCCUUGUGCUCACCAAGCUGCUCACCUCGGAGGAGCUGGCUCUGUGUGGCUCCAGACUGCUUGUUUUGGGCUCCUUCCUGCUUCUCUUCUGUGGCCUUCUCUGCUGUCUCACUGCUGUGUGCUUCCACCCGCGCCGGGAGUCCCACUGGUCUAGAACCCGGCUCUGAGGGCGCUGGCCUAAUUCCCAUCUUGUUCUCAGGAGAUAGCCACAGGAGAAGCAGAAACAGCCCAAGCCCAGGGAAAGGCUCUGGCCAGAGAAACUGGACGCUCAAGAUCCACAUUGCUAAUUUUGCUGAGGGCUAGGCUCCACCUACUUGGGAUAGGAGAUAGUGGAACCCUCAUAGCUUUUCUUAGAUCUGAGUGGACUGGGAAAUGAAGGCUUUCUGGCUCCUAGCAGAUCCUGGGGAUCUGAAGGGGCCCACCCAGUUGGGAUGAGUGUUUGUGCCCAUCUGUAGUCACCACUUCCUCUGCUCCUUCCUCUUUUUUUUUUUUUUUAAGAUUUUAUUUAUUUAUUUGAUAGAGAGAAAGAGAUCACAAGU